Messenger RNA from Colletotrichum godetiae, 1440 nucleotides. RefSeq names its product pantothenate transporter. Gene Ontology annotation, cellular component: membrane. Gene Ontology annotation, biological process: transmembrane transport. The record is from RefSeq and is a predicted model, not a curated record. The transcript is spliced from 7 exons. NCBI's taxonomy places the organism in Eukaryota, Fungi, Ascomycota, Sordariomycetes, Glomerellales, Glomerellaceae. Bases 1 to 1440 code for a protein of 479 amino acids. Gene Ontology annotation, molecular function: transmembrane transporter activity.
AUGGCCAGCGACAGCAGAAAGCAAGACUCCGUAGUGUCUACGGAGCCUGGGGUACAAGUCGCAUCUCCCGAGAAUGGUAGGCAGAAGGUGCUCUCGAAUAUCUCACGAAACAUCUGGGGCGAUGACCCGCGAGAGAGAAGAUACGUUCGAAAAUUGGACACAUUCCUCUUCUCUUACGUACUUCUCGGGUACUUCGUCAAGUACCUUGACCAGAAUAACUAUAGCAAUGCGUUUGUCAGCGGUAUGCAAGAGGAGCUACAUCUUUACGGCAACGAGAGAAACCUCCUGACCACAUACUUCAACAUUGGUAUCAUCUUGGGCACCAUCCCAGCACAGAUGAUCCAGCUGAAGUAUGUUCGCCCUUCUAUCUGGAUACCGGCGUGUGAACUUGGGUGGUCUGCAUUGACAAUGGUCAUGGCGAGCGCCAAAAACGUGGAAACGCUUUAUGCAUUGCGCUUCUUUAUAGGACUCCUUGAGUCCUGUUCUUUUCCCGGUUUUGCUAGCAUCCUGGGUAGUUGGUACGGCAAAACACAACUUGCCAAACGCAUGGCUCUGUUCGAGCAGACUGCUGCCAUUGCAGGCAUAUUCAGUGGGUACCUCCAAGCUGGUCUUUACACUGGCAUGAAUGGGACUGCGGGACUUUCUGGCUGGAGGUGGCUCUUCAUCAUGGAUGGCGUUAUCUCGAUUCCGAUUGCUUUUUAUGGUUUCUUUGCGCUUCCUGACUUGCCACAUAAUACUAGGGCCUUCUAUCUCUCGAAAGAGGACCGCGAAUAUGGCGUCGAUCGAGCCAGAGCUAUGGGUCGAAAGCCACCAUCCAAGUUAACUCUCAAGGGUAUCAAGGAUAUAUACACUUCGUGGCAGCUUUGGGCUUUCAUUGUCCCCUACCUCAUGGUGGCUGAAGCUGGUUCUGGUACCGGUUACUUCAACCUCUACCUCAAGUCUGAGGGCUAUAGCGUGGUCAAAACGAACAUACUUCCGACGAUAGGAAACGCGAUACAGAUCGUCGCAGCUUUCACAGUGGGCUGGCUGUCAGAUGCCACGGGUAGUCGUGUGUUGACAGUGGUGUUCGUGCAGGCCCUAGUUCUUGUCUCGAAUAUCAUACUGUCGAUAUGGAAUGUCCCCAAGGCGGCAUUGCUUGCGGCCUUCUAUCUGAGCUACACGGGUGGUGCGGCUCAGCCAAUUGUCAUCAGCUAUGGGCAUGAGAUUACGCAAUGGAAUGCGAAUCUUCGACAACUGCUAGUUGCUACGGGAAACAUCUUCACCUACACCUUCAGUGCUUGGAUGCCCGUGGUGCUAUUCCCGACCUAUGACGCUCCCCAGUAUAAAUACGGUUACCAGAUAUUGAUUCUCUUCGGAUUAUUUGCUGCUGCGGGUAUUUAUCUUCUUGACUAUCUCUACAAGAGAGACUUGUAUGUAGAAUUCCGAGAAGGAGUGCAUUAA